Molecule: messenger RNA, 1686 nt
Organism: Penicillium macrosclerotiorum
Lineage: Eukaryota; Fungi; Ascomycota; Eurotiomycetes; Eurotiales; Aspergillaceae
Product: general substrate transporter
Exons: 2
Coding region: 1-1686 (561 amino acids)
Biological process (GO): carbohydrate transport; transmembrane transport
Cellular component (GO): membrane
Molecular function (GO): carbohydrate:proton symporter activity
Source: RefSeq, a predicted model, not a curated record
AUGCCAGGAAUCAAGCACUUUAUGAUCACUGACCGGCUUAGAAACAUAUCCAACUAUGACCAAACCUCUCCUACGGGAGAUAAAGAGAACAAUUAUUGGGAGUCGUCACUGGAUGCGGCACGAAAAGCCAACUCCAGAGAGCAUGCGAUGACUGCUUCUGAAGCCUUGAAACUAUUUCCUUGGGCAAUCAUUUGGUCACUGGUUCCAUCCAUGGCAAUCGUUAUGGAGGGAUACGACAGUGCUCUUAUCAACAAUUUUUUCGCCUAUCCCCCUUUCCAGGUUCAGUUUGGCCAAUAUUAUGCUGGCAAGGGGUAUCAAGUCAGCGGCCCUUGGCAGUCCGCUCUCGGAGCCGGUGGUGAUAUAGGUGCCCUUUUUGGUGCGUGGAUGAAUGGGUAUUUGAUCAAUUAUUGGGGAUUCAAGAAGGUCUUUAUUUUUGGUCAAAUAUUGAUGUGUGCCUUUAUUUUCGUCUCUUUCUUUGGUGAUUCGGUUGGUCUUCAGGUGGCUGGUCAGAUAUUAUGUGGAAUUCCUUGGGGAAUAUUUGCUACUCUUGGUCCUGCAUAUUCGUCAGAGCUUUGUCCUAUGGCACUCCGUCCUUACUUGACUGGAGCAGUUAACCUAUUCUUCGUUAUUGGACAAUUCAUCGUUGCAGGAGUGUUACAAGGUCUUAUGAAUUUAGGGGAUCAGUGGUCAUAUCGAAUUCCAUUCGCAAUACAGUGGGUAUGGCCAGUGCCUCUUUUGCUUCUAGGUUGCUUCAUGCCUGAAUCCCCUUGGUGGCAUGUUCGAAGAGGCCAGUACAGCGAGGCAGUGCAUAUCGUGAAUCGUCUUCAGUCAAAGCCAGAUCCGGAAAUGGCCCAGCAAUCGAUCGCUAUGAUGAUACAUACAAACAAUAUGGAAAAAACCACCGAGCAAGGUUCUUCUUAUAUGGACUGCUUCAAAGGGCCAAAUUGUCGUCGUACAGAAAUUGCCUGCAUGGCCUUAGCGGGCCAGGUUCUAGCGGGCCUCCCUUUCGCAUACUCGCCAACCUACUUUUUUGAACAGGCUGGCCUAAGUGCUUCUAAUUCAUAUAAGCUAGGACUAGCUGGUGCAGCCCUUGCCUUCAUAGGCACGUCUCUCUCUGCUCUUGCCAUGUGUUAUUUCGGUCGUCGCAAUAUGUACGUGGGAGGCAUGGGCCUUUUGAGUGCCUGUCUUCUUAUUAUUGGGUGCAUAACCCCUGCCGCAACACGAAGCAAGGCAGUCUUAUGGGCACAGCCAGUUCUAUGUCUGGUGUGGGUUUUCGUCUAUGCGAUGACCAUCGGCCCAAUCGCCUGGGUAAUUCCACCAGAAGUAUCAUCCACCCGUUUGCGCUCUAAGACAGUUGUUUUAGCCCGCAAUACAUACUAUAUUGUGAUCGUGGCUGCCGAGGUGAUUGAACCAUAUAUGCUCAAUCCGACAUCAUGGAACUGGCGUGGGUUCACUGGCCUCUUCUGGUUUGGAAUGGCCUUCUUAACUUUCAUCUGGAGUUAUUUUAGACUCCCUGAAACUAAGGGCCGUACGUUCGAGGAAUUGGACCUCAUGUUUGCCGCUCGCAUUGCAACUAAAGAAUUCACACACUAUAAAGUCGAUGCUUAUUCAGAAUACAACCCUAGGUCGAAUUGUGACAGUCAUGACGAGGAUGAUACGCAAAAAAGUCUUGGAGUUAGAAACUGA